Molecule: messenger RNA, 1579 nt
Organism: Xenia sp. Carnegie-2017
Lineage: Eukaryota; Metazoa; Cnidaria; Anthozoa; Malacalcyonacea; Xeniidae
Product: endoplasmic reticulum-Golgi intermediate compartment protein 1-like
Exons: 14
Coding region: 195-1064 (289 amino acids)
Biological process (GO): endoplasmic reticulum to Golgi vesicle-mediated transport; retrograde vesicle-mediated transport, Golgi to endoplasmic reticulum
Cellular component (GO): Golgi membrane; COPII-coated ER to Golgi transport vesicle; endoplasmic reticulum membrane
Source: RefSeq, a predicted model, not a curated record
UUCGACAGGACGAAGUAAAGGUACUUCAAUAGAUCAGCCAAUAAGAAUGGAGCACGUCUUGAACGUUGUUACUGACCAGUACAGUUUGCAGGCGCGUAUUUACAAAAUAUUGACUGAGACUUUGAACAAAACACAAACAGAAAAGACAGAAAGGAGAAGAGUAAAUAUUGUUAUUUCUCGUUAUUGUCGUUAUAAUGCAGUUUGAUAUUAGAAGGUUUGAUAUUUAUCGUAAGAUUCCAAAAGAUUUAACUCAACCUACUCAUACAGGAGCAAUAAUUUCAAUUCUUAGUGGUGUUGUAAUGGUGUUUCUGUUUCUAUCCGAGUUUUACAGUUUUAUCACACCAGAAAUCAUCAGUGAGCUAUUUGUUGAUGCUGCCGGAUCAUCGAGAGGGAGAAUGGGAGCUAGUCUGAAUAUUACUCUGCCCAGAUUAAGAUGUGAUUUCAUUGGUCUAGACAUCCAAGAUGAAAUGGGAAGACAUGAGGUUGGUUUUCAAGAAAACACUCAAAAAUGGGAAAUAAAUGGUGGAGAAGGUUGUAAAUUUGAAGGACAUUUUAAUGUCAAUAAGGUACCAGGAAAUUUUCAUGUAUCUACACAUGGAGCGGUACAACAGCCAGAGAUGAUUGACAUGGCGCAUACAAUAGAUGGUUUACGGUUUGGCGACGAUAUUCAUGCUGAAAAAAUUGACGCUGCCUUUGUAUCUUUAAAGAAUGUGAAUAAAGAAGAAACAAAACGGUUAUCUUCUCAUGAUUAUAUACUGAGAGUUGUUCCCACAAUUUACGAAAAAUUAGAUGGUACUCAAUUGUAUUCAUUCCAAUAUUCAUGGGCGUAUAAGGAUUAUAUUUCAUAUGGUCAUGGUGGUAGAGUUAUGCCAGCAAUUUGGUUUCGUUACGAUCUCAGUCCAAUCACGGUAAAAUACAUCGAGAGAAGGAAACCUUUUUAUCAUUUCAUUACGACGGUUUUUGCAAUCGUUGGUGGAACUUUUACUGUUGCUGGAAUCAUUGAUUCUUUGCUUUUUACAGCGUCAGAAGUUUAUAAAAAGUUUCAAAUUGGUAAACUUACAUAAGCGACGAUAAAUUACAUUUGCACAACUGUUAUAACAGAGUGACAGUCACUUGCCUAGAUUUUAACGUACAGAGAUUUCGUUAUUGUGUAAUGUGAAAUUUUGAUAAAUUAUUUAUUUAAUGAGGGUUUUCCCAGUUGAAAAAAAUAAUGAGCAAAAUUAUGAAAAAAGGGAUUCGUUUAAAUUAUCGAGUGAAAUAAUCAGUAUUUUUGAGGAAUAUAAAUUGAUUAAAAAAAGCUCGUGGAUUGUAUUAUGAAAAGUAUUUUUUAGACUUCAGAAAAAAAGCUGCAAUUGUUUCCGGGAAAUUCAGCUGUUAUUAAUUGUUCAAUAAUUUAUAUUUCAUAAUUAUGUCGACGUUCAGAGAGCUAGUUUAUUACUAAAUAUUUAAAAUCAUGACGAUAAUAAUGUCUUACAUAAAAUGAGACAUUCAACUUUUAAAAGUUUGUCAGAGUCGUAAAAUAUUAACGAUUUUAGGGUCACACGAGGUCUGUUAUUAAAGAUGAAAUUUUUAUGACGUA